This is a messenger RNA of Myxocyprinus asiaticus (Chinese sucker), 712 nucleotides long. It is a transcript of the gene clec3a, whose product is annotated as C-type lectin domain family 3, member A. The coding region runs from base 33 to 629 and encodes 198 amino acids. The transcript is spliced from 3 exons. NCBI's taxonomy places the organism in Eukaryota, Metazoa, Chordata, Actinopteri, Cypriniformes, Catostomidae. The record is from RefSeq and is a predicted model, not a curated record.
UCCUCUGCUUUUGGGGGUUCUCAGCUGUGGCCAUGGCCUACUCUCAGCUUCUGUUUUUGGUUAUCUGUUUUAACAUUCUCCACUAUGGAUAUUGCCAUCCCUUCCGCACCAAGAAAGCAGUUCCAGCUCGACAGAGAGAUACAGCAACAGAAGAAUACGACGUUAGGACGCAGAUUGACAAGCUAUGGCAGGAAGUCAACUCCUUGAAAGAGAUGCAGGCACUGCAAACAGUUUGCCUGCGUGGCAUCAAAGCCCACAAGAAAUGUUACCUGGUUUCUGAGCAGCCCAAGCACUACCAUGAGGCCAAUGAAGAAUGCAUCGCUCAGGGAGGCACCCUGGCCAUACCCCGAGACAUGAACGAAAACGAUGAUCUCAGAGACUAUGCCAAACGCAGCUCAUCUGGAUCCAAAGACUUCUGGAUAGGUAUAACAGACAUAGUGAAGGAAGGGCAGUAUGUGGACGUGAAUAGCCUGCCAAUCACUUUCUUCCACUGGGAUCACUCUAAGAAAGAACCCACUGGAGGGAAGAGAGAGAGUUGUGUUGUGCUCUCUCUGGCAGCACAGGGAAAAUGGCAUGAUGAGGUCUGUCGCAGCCAGAAGAAAUACAUUUGUGAAUACCUGAUUCCAUGAUGGCGUCACACAUGCCAUAAAGAUGGUUGUUAAAAAUAUAAACAGUCUGUCUUUGAAGCUGGUCAUUAAAUAUUAAACAGUCA